This is a messenger RNA of Meriones unguiculatus (Mongolian gerbil), 918 nucleotides long. RefSeq names its product olfactory receptor 8S1-like. The record is from RefSeq and is a predicted model, not a curated record. Gene Ontology annotation, cellular component: membrane. Gene Ontology annotation, molecular function: olfactory receptor activity; G protein-coupled receptor activity. NCBI's taxonomy places the organism in Eukaryota, Metazoa, Chordata, Mammalia, Rodentia, Muridae. Gene Ontology annotation, biological process: G protein-coupled receptor signaling pathway. The transcript has a single exon. Bases 1 to 918 code for a protein of 305 amino acids.
AUGAGAAACCACAGUGCUGUGCGAGAGUUUGUUCUUCUUGGACUGUCUUCUGACCCCUGGACUCAGCCCGUCCUCUUUGCCCUGUUCCUGCUGGUUUACCUCCUUACUCUGCUGGGGAACUCCUUGAUGCUGCUGGUGAUUACAGCGGACCCCCAGCUCCACACGCCCAUGUACUUCUUCUUGAGACAACUGUCCUUCCUAGACAUCUGCCACUCCUCCGUCACAGCUCCCAAGAUGCUGGAGAAUCUGCUCUCUGAGGAGAAGACCAUCUUGGUUGAAGGCUGUUUGGCUCAGGCCUUCUUCGUGUUCGCCACUGGCGGCACGGAGGCCUGCCUGCUGGCCGCCAUGGCCUAUGACCGCUACGUGGCCAUUGGCUCACCUUUGCUCUACAGCCAGGUGAUGAGUAACCAGUGCUGUGUGGGGCUGGUGUGCAUCUCCUGGGGUGUGGCCAUUGUUGACGCUCUCCUCAAUAUCCUUCUGGCUGUCGGUUUAGAUUUCUGUAAGGACCAAACUAUUCCUCACUUCAGCUGUGAGCUGUCUUCUCUCUUCCCUCUGUCUUGCUCUGACACCUCAACCAACUUCGUACUCCUGCUGUGCUCCUCUGUCGUGCAUUUCUUUGGGACGCUUGUCAUGAUUGUUUGCUCUUACGCCCUCAUUGCCUCCACCAUCUUGAGCAUCAGCUCCUCCACAGGCAGAAGCAAGGCCUUCUCCACCUGCUUGUCCCACCUCACUACUGUGAUCUUGUUCUACGGCUCAGGUUUCAUCAGUUAUCUCUUACCGGCUUCAGGAUCCCCCCUGGACAUGGUCUUCUCCUUGCAGUACAGUCUGGUCACCCCCAUGCUGAACCCCCUCAUCUAUAGCCUGAAGAACAAGGAGGUGAAGGCAGCAGUGGGAAGAAUGAUCAGAAAGCAUUUUUGA